This is a messenger RNA of Verticillium dahliae VdLs.17, 1053 nucleotides long. RefSeq names its product replication factor C subunit 5. The coding region runs from base 1 to 1053 and encodes 350 amino acids. Gene Ontology annotation, cellular component: DNA replication factor C complex; Rad17 RFC-like complex; Ctf18 RFC-like complex. The record is from RefSeq and is a predicted model, not a curated record. Lineage: Eukaryota; Fungi; Ascomycota; Sordariomycetes; Glomerellales; Plectosphaerellaceae. Gene Ontology annotation, biological process: DNA repair; DNA-templated DNA replication. Gene Ontology annotation, molecular function: ATP hydrolysis activity; DNA clamp loader activity; DNA binding. The transcript has 3 exons.
AUGGCUCUCAUUGUCGACAAACACAGGCCAAAGUCUUUGGACGCCCUCACCUACCACCCAGAGCUGUCCGACAGGUUAAGCUCCCUCCGGCGACUUCCCCCCACCUCCCUCGUCUACGGCCCCUCGGGCGCGGGCAAGAAGACGCGCAUCGUAGCGACGCUGAAGGAGCUCUACGGGUCCGGCGUCGAGAAGAUCAAGAUCGACGCCCGCGUCUUCCAGACGUCGAGCAACCGCAAGCUCGAGUUCAACAUAGUGGCGUCCAACUACCACCUCGAAAUCACGCCCUCGGACGUCGGCAACUAUGACCGCGUCGUGGUGCAGGACCUGCUGAAGGAGGUGGCGCAGACGCAGCAGGUCGACCAGGCGGCGCGGCAGCGCUUCAAGGUCGUCGUCAUCAACGAGGCCGACCACCUGACGCGCGACGCGCAGGCGGCGCUCCGUCGCACGAUGGAGAAGUACUCGCCCAACCUGCGCCUCAUCCUCCUGGCCAACUCGACGGCCAACAUCAUCGCGCCCAUCCGCUCGCGGACGCUGCUCGUGCGCGUGGCGGCGCCGACGCACGCCGAGAUUUGCGACGUGCUGGGCCAGAGCGCCGAGAGGGAGGGCUGGCCUGUGGCCAAGGGGCUGCACAUGAGGAUAGCGCAGGAGAGCGGGAGGAAUCUGCGGCGGGCGCUGCUCAUGUACGAGGCUGUGCAUGCGCAAAAUGAGAAGGUGACAGACGCGACGCGGAUCCCACCACCCGACUGGGAGGCCCUCAUUGGGCAAAUCGCAAAGGAGAUCAUGGAGGAGCACACGCCGGCGCGCAUCCUGCAGGUGCGCGCCAAGCUGUACGACCUGCUGACGCACUGCAUCCCGGCGACGACGAUCCUCAAGACGCUCACAUUCAAGCUCGUGGCCAUGAUUGACGACGCGCUCAAGCCCGAGGUCAUCAAGUGGUCGGCGUACUACGAGCACAGGAUCCGGAUGGGCACCAAGGUCAUCUUCCACCUCGAGGCGUUUGUGGCCAAGUUUAUGAGGAUCAUCGAGAUAUACCUGAUGAGCAUGGAUCUGUAA